UCUUAAAAAAUCCAAAGAGCCGAGUCGCCGCCACGAUGGCCGAAGUGGAGCAGAAGAAGAAGCGGACCUUUCGCAAGUUCACCUACCGCGGCGUGGACCUGGACCAGCUGCUGGACAUGUCCUAUGAGCAGCUGAUGCAGCUCUACAGCGCCAGGCAGAGGCGACGCCUCAACCGCGGCCUGCAGCAGAAGCAGCACUCGCUGCUCAAGCGCCUGAGAAAGGCCAAGAAGGAGGCGCCGCCUAUGGAGAAGCCCGAGGUGGUGAAGACCCACCUGCGGGACAUGAUCAUCCUGCCCGAGAUGGUGGGGAGCAUGGUGGGCGUGUACAAUGGCAAGACCUUCAACCAGGUGGAGAUCAAGCCGGAGAUGAUUGGCCACUACCUGGGCGAGUUCUCCAUCACCUACAAGCCUGUGAAGCACGCCCUCCCCAGCCCCAUUGCCAUCCUCACGACAGCUAGGUCAGCGCAGGAAGGCCGCAGCAUGAGUGUGCAACAGAUAGUCAGUGUUGAAUCUGCCUGGCCGGCAGGCGCAGAGCUCUGA
This is a messenger RNA of Alexandromys fortis (reed vole), 539 nucleotides long. RefSeq names its product 40S ribosomal protein S15-like. NCBI's taxonomy places the organism in Eukaryota, Metazoa, Chordata, Mammalia, Rodentia, Cricetidae. The record is from RefSeq and is a predicted model, not a curated record. Gene Ontology annotation, cellular component: cytosolic small ribosomal subunit; ribosome. Gene Ontology annotation, biological process: translation; ribosomal small subunit assembly. The coding region runs from base 36 to 539 and encodes 167 amino acids. Gene Ontology annotation, molecular function: RNA binding; structural constituent of ribosome. The transcript is spliced from 2 exons.